CCUCUCCCCAGCUUAAUUCUCAUAUUUUCAUUGCCCAAUAUACGUACUCGAGAUCGACUGCAGAACCAUUUAUCUCUUACUCAAUUUCCUUGACGUAUGCUUUGUGACCAUGCCCCGACGAGUCAGCGGAAGCUCCGACGGGUUUUCUCGCCAGCCCCUGCAUGCAAAGCUAUUGCGCUUCUUUUCGCAGAAUUCAUUUCCGAGGCCGACCCUGUUCAAAGCAUCGCCUGCCUUCUCAGCUUCAGCCCCUAAUCUUGAUCCAGCGAGGGCAGAGUCGGUGGGUCCGCGUGGCAUUCUCAGGAAACAAAUGAGUAGUUCAUCGAGUGAGGAUCCCUCCUCGCCUCCCACAAGCUACGCCGCCGAGACGGACCAUGAGACGGACCUUGAGCCAUCAACAAUGGAAGCGAUGGCUGCGCUGCCUCUGCAGCAGCAGACAAAGGCAUUACUGCGGCAAAUCGGGGCGAUGGACAUGGAACGGAACAUGGAACGGACCGAACUGGAGGCGAAACUUCAUGAGUGGGAAAGAAAGUACAAGGAUGCUGACAGGAAGCUCAGGGAAAUCCAAGGUCCACAAGGGAGACGAGGAAGCAGCUCUUCAACGCAGUCAGAUGACGGGCGGUUAGGGGCACUCCAGGCAGAACUAACAUUCCAGCAAGCUCAAGGGGUGAGCAGGCAAGAAGUACUGCACAAGCUGUUGGAGUUGGAAGAGACGCGAACACAGCAGCUACUGCAAUGGAACGAAGAACGCAGCGCAUUACAGAGCUCAAUAACCGCCCUGAGUAUUCGCAACUUCCAACUGGAAGGCCAGGUAGCGCAGUUCCGCGAAUCCGAACUCGAUCUACAGGUACGAGUACUCUGAUGAUCUGCACCUCGGCCAUAUGAAGCCGUACAUGAUCGCUCCGCUGAAGAAAGUUUGGUCUUCCUUGCCAUUCACCGUCGCAGC
Molecule: messenger RNA, 943 nt
Organism: Fimicolochytrium jonesii
Lineage: Eukaryota; Fungi; Chytridiomycota; Chytridiomycetes; Spizellomycetales; Powellomycetaceae
Exons: 3
Coding region: 110-859 (249 amino acids)
Source: RefSeq, a predicted model, not a curated record